Molecule: messenger RNA, 912 nt
Organism: Rotaria sp. Silwood2
Lineage: Eukaryota; Metazoa; Rotifera; Eurotatoria; Philodinida; Philodinidae
Source: the annotation of a GenBank genome assembly
AUGAAACAUUACACAAAUCUGUGGAUCCUAACAACAGCAUGCUUCCUACCAUUAGCCACCACGUUGACAACUCUUCUACCUCAACAUGAUGUAUUACACAAAUCGUCUGGUCUUAUAAUGAAGUACCUGUCGGAGUAUAAACCAGCAAACGAAGUAAUAUCCAUCACAAUAUCUAUACCGGUGGUGAGUGAUAUGUGUUAUAUCAUACCAUGGAAAGCUAUGAAAAAAAUUCCACUGUGCAACACAAUCACAAGACAAGAAAAAAAUGAAAAUGGACGAAAGAAGACAGCAUCACAUAACUGGCAACAAACGUGCUUAUUCGAGAUAUUAACAGACUCAAACUUAACAUUAUGUCGUACUGAACUUGAAUUAGAACCUAUCUUUAUACAAAGAUUCGGUCAACAAUGGGCGAUAUCGACAAGAAAUGAAACAAAGUGUCACCGUGUUACGCAGCUGGAACAAGAAGAGCAUGCGAUGACAACAAACAAUGAAAUAACCAUUCCACCUAUCGCACUAUUGACCAUUGAUAGAUCAACAACAUGGAGCUGUGAUCAUUUUUUACUACCUGGUAUAGCGAAUGAUACGAAUAAACUUAUUCAUAUUAUCGACAACAAGAAAUUGAAUUACGAUGAUUCAAAACUGAUUAAUUUAUAUCAAACGAUGAACAAUAAUACCCAAUGGAAAAAGAUACCAUAUAUACCAGGAAAUAUACAAAACAUGAUCGAAUAUUUAAUAACGACAACACCAGUAUUCACAUCGACAGCAACACCAUGGUAUCAACAUGGACUAGCCGUAGCAGUGGGACUACUUGGCAUAAUCGUAACUACUUCAAUCAUCUUGUACGUCAAACUAAUACGUAAAGUGAAAAAAAAAACAUCAACAGCUGGAAUGAUUACGAUGCCGUCGAUUUGA